UUUAACAUUUUUAUUACAAAACAGAAUCAUGUUUGCCUUUCUCUCCUUCAAAUCGUAUUGUUUCCAGUGAUUUAUCAUCUCGGCAGUGAGGGUUUUUAUGGUUAGAAGAAACAGAGAUUCAUUACAUUUAAUCGCGCAUUUAAGCUGAUACAGAAUGCUUCAACACCAAGUUGUGCAGUCCCCUGCUAGGCUAGGCCUAACAAACCCUAACUCACCAUCAGUUUUGAACCCCAACCCUCAAAAGCCACCGCCUUCUCAGACCCAUCAUCACCAAAACCACCAUUCCGCGGCUCCUUCAGCCGCUCUACUCUCUCUUUUACCACCUCUCCCUAGAGCACAGGCACUUCUUUCUCAAAUGGCUACCUUAGCUUCAAAACUCUUUGAUGUAUCACCCAACAGAUCGGUUUGGCUCACUGCAUUCCGUGGAUCACUCCCAACAUUCCUUUCUUCCCAAACCCAAUCACAGUCAUCUUCCUCGCUUGAGUCUUCUCCUUCCUCUACCAAAGAAAUUAUUUCACUUUUCACCUCCCUUCAAACCCAAAUCUUUGAAUCUGUCUCUGAACUACAAGAAAUUAUUGAUCUACAAGAUGCCAAGAAGAAGAUUGACGCGGAAAUUAGGUCAAAAGAUUCAGCACUUCUUGCAUUUGCCAACAAACUCAAAGAUGCUGAGAGGGAACUUGACAUUCUUGUUGAUGAUUACUCUGACUAUCGCCGCAACAUCAAGAGAUUGAAAUCAGGAGAUGAUAGCGAAGAUGAUUCUUUAACCACCUCAACUGUCUCAUCUCAGCUGAAACUGUCAGAUAUAUUAUCAUAUGCUCAUCGAAUCAGUUAUACAACCUUUGCACCACCAGAAUUUGGAGCAGGAACAGCUCCUCUUCGUGGUGCUAUGCCACCUGCACCACAAGAGGAACAAAUGAGAGCUUCGCAGCUAUAUAACUUUGCAGAUCUUGAUAUUGGAUUGCCUAAAGCACUUGAGAAUAAGGAGAAAACAAUUGAGGCUAUUAUUGAGCCCCCACCUUUACAGCCCGUGGAUAAUAAUCCUCUUGCAAAUUUGUCUGCAAUUCAAGGGAUGCUUCCUCCCAAUUUUUCUAUACCGCCUGGUUGGAAACCGGGAAUGCCUGUACAGUUGCCUAUUGAUAUGCCAAUUAAGCCCCCACCCGGGUGGAAACCAGGGGAUCCUGUGGCAUUGCCUCCUAUUGACUCACUUCCAGCACCAAGACUUGAGGAACCAAAAAUACCCCCUCACAUUCCUCAGCCCAAGCAGCCUGAAAUUAUUCAAGUGCAGCAUGUUAAUUUGGAUCUUGGAGGAACUGAUAGCAGUGAUUAUAGUAGUGAUGAGGCAAGCUCUGAUGAAGAAGAUUGAGAAGUCCAUGUAACUUAUUUUCUCAAAUAGUCGACUGUAAAGCAUCUAGUUACUGUUUCAAGUAAUAGGACAUAGUCCUCAGCUGAGGGAAAAGUUAAGCUUCUGGAAAAGAGUUGAACAUCCUUGGGCAGCAUCAGCUAAUUUGAGAAAAUUCACUCAGGAGGGGAACUCAGCCGCUUUUUUUGUUUCUCUUAUCAUAUUUUUCUUGUUAAACCGAGACAGUUGAAGAUAAUGUAGUUGAUUCUAACUUUUUACUUGUUACUAUUGGUCUUGGCGAUUUAUGGAUUUUGUAGAGGUUACUGAAUCGAUUGAAGAUAAUGUAGUUGAUUCUGAUAUUUUGUUUGUUACUAUUCGUCUUGCGAUUUCUGGAUUUUGUAGAGGUUACUAUGACAGUUGAAGAUAAUGUAGUUGAUUCUGAUAUUUUGUUA
This is a messenger RNA of Vicia villosa (hairy vetch), 1791 nucleotides long. Its product is annotated as mediator of RNA polymerase II transcription subunit 4. The coding region runs from base 155 to 1363 and encodes 402 amino acids. Gene Ontology annotation, cellular component: core mediator complex; mediator complex. The record is from RefSeq and is a predicted model, not a curated record. Gene Ontology annotation, molecular function: transcription coregulator activity. Gene Ontology annotation, biological process: regulation of transcription by RNA polymerase II. The transcript has 3 exons. NCBI's taxonomy places the organism in Eukaryota, Viridiplantae, Streptophyta, Magnoliopsida, Fabales, Fabaceae.